CUGGAGAUUAUUCGUGUGUCAAAGUCGGAGGACGGACGCUUGAACGGCUACGUUUGCUCAUUCAACACCUUUCCCCGAUUCAACGUCAUUACCGUUAACUAGAGAAAGUAGAAGUUUCUAUAUCUAGCUAGAAUUUUAGUACGUGUUCUUGGGCUAGUAGUCACUAUUGGGAACUUAAUUUUGUACUUCCGCUGCCCUUCCAACCGUGGUUACCUUUCAGGUGACAUCUUCAAGAAGACAUCUUCAAUCGGCUUUGGUAAUUGAGAUAGUUCUUGUGACACCCAAGUCUUUUAUUAAGCUCAGGAAGUACCUCUCUUUCACUGUUUGCUUAGAAAAAAUACCACUAUUAUCACGCCAUCCCUCUAGCUCUAACAUGAGCUGUAACAGUACAUCACUUUCUUUGGUUGUCCAUUGCUCAUAAGUCAUAUCCUAUUUUUUUGGUAUCUUGUUGUUGAUCACUUAUGAUGAUAUUGUUAUGAAAUAUCCACUGUUAUGGAGAAGAGAAAAAGGAUGAGAAGUACGGAAAAUAAAGUGUCAAAAUUUGUUUUCAAUGCAUUAAAGAGAAAUAUAGGUUUGAUCUAUAUAUGGCAUUUUUUUAGGUAAAAAGGAAAAAAACCAUCUUCCAUGACAUAUUUAAAAAAGUCCUGCCAUAUAUACUAUUCAACAUAAUAUAGGUUUGCCUCGUUUUCAAUGAUAUACUCACUCCGUCCAUGUAUGAUCUUCCCAUUACGCGUUACGAAGCUUGACCGACUUUAUUUUUAAUUCAAUUUAAUUGAUUAUAGAAGUAAAAUUUUAACUACAUGAAAAGUUCUACAAAACUAGAGGUGACAAGAAUAUAUUAUUUUAUGAAAUGACUAGUAAAAUUGAGUAAACAAAGUGAGUAAAAAUUUAAGGAAAAAAACCAUGUGAAUAGUGACUGGGACGAUCUAUGGUGGACGAGGAGUACUAUUCAAUGCAUUCAAGAGACCAAUAUCCAUUUAAAAAUUUGUUUUCAAUGCAUUCAAGAGACAUAUAGGUUUGCCUCAUUCAUCUUCUCUUUUGUUUUCUUAAUUUAGACCCCAUUGUUGUAGAAGAAGUAUCUCAUGAAGAAUAAGAUCUGGUUUUAAAAACCAAAAUCAAUAUAAUUUUUAUUUACGAAAUCACACAUAUAAAUAAGUAAAUCUGUAAAAAAAUUCUUGGAAUGGUUUUGAAUCUGGUAAAAUUACAUAAUAAAAAAGAAAUUCAUUAUAGUUUAUUGGGGAUAGAUAAGAUCUUACCGUGAACUAGAGGACGAUGGAGGGAAGUUGGAGAAAAGAAAAACCUGCGCCGACAGAGGAAGAGACGGGGAAGAUGAGCUCUUGCAGUUGCCGAAGAAGAUGAGGUUGAAGAAGAUGGGGUUGCGGUUUAUGAAGAGGAGAAGAUCGGUGGAAAGAGAAGAUGAGGCGGAACGCAGAAUCCCUGGCCUUUUUCUUUGCAUUUGCAAAAGACUUUUUUUUUAAUUUAUACUUUAGACUAAGGGGUGUAUUCAAUUUAGAUUUUAAAUUAUUUUGAUAGAUUUUUUAAAAUCCAUAAAUUCUGAUUUAGCCAAACAUUAAAAGUUCCAUUUCAUCCACGCUCAUUGAAGUUUGUACCCUAAUUUGAGUUGAAAGUGGGAAUUGGGAACGUUGAGCUCAGAGAGAGUUCUUCUGAGAAAAGGCUUUGGGGGCCGGAAUGAAGAAGACACUUUUGGAAUUGCUGGUCUGCCCGCUUUCUAAACAGCCCUUAAGGUUGUGCAAGAAAACGAGUUCCCUUAUCAGCGAUGCCAUCGGAGUGUCAUAUCCGAUAGUGGAUGGGGUUCCUCAUCUUGUUCCCGCGGACGGCCAGAUAGUUCAAACCAAUGACGCUUCUGAUCCAGGCGGAGUUGAUUCUUCUGGGUUUAAAUCUGGUAAUUGAAAUGAUAACCAAAAUCGCAAGAGCAGCAGCAGCUCGAGUUCCUCAUAGUGAUUACAAUGGAGCUGCAGCUUGGGAUACUGCCCACGUCACACUAAACUAAGUUGGCAAAAGUUCUUUUAAAUUUGUACUCAUAUUGUAAUAUUGGGCAUAUCUUUUUUUCUUUUUUCCAAUUUUUUUUCUCUUAAGCUUACCACUUUUUACUUGCCAGUCUUAACAAAAUUAUUCGAAUAUA
Molecule: messenger RNA, 2143 nt
Organism: Cuscuta campestris
Lineage: Eukaryota; Viridiplantae; Streptophyta; Magnoliopsida; Solanales; Convolvulaceae
Source: the annotation of a GenBank genome assembly